Messenger RNA from Zootoca vivipara (common lizard), 7510 nucleotides. It is a transcript of the gene POFUT4, whose product is annotated as protein O-fucosyltransferase 4. Gene Ontology annotation, cellular component: membrane. The record is from RefSeq and is a predicted model, not a curated record. Gene Ontology annotation, molecular function: alpha-(1->3)-fucosyltransferase activity. NCBI's taxonomy places the organism in Eukaryota, Metazoa, Chordata, Lepidosauria, Squamata, Lacertidae.
CACACCAGGCACUCCUGUCUUCCACUGCCUCCCACAGUUUGGUCAGACUCAUGUUGGUGGCUGUCCCAUCUCGUCCUCUGUGGUCCCCUUCUCCUUGUGUCCUCCAUCUUUCCCAACAUUAGGGUCUUUUCCAGCCAAAGUAUUGGAGCCUCAGCUUAAGGAUCUGUCCUUCCAGUGAGCACUCAGGGCUGAUUUCCUUCAGAAUGGAGAGGUUUGAUCUUCUUGCAGUCCAUGGGACUCUCAAGAGUCUCCUCCAGCACCAGAAUUCAAAAGCAUCAAUUCUUUGGCGAUCAGCCUUCUUUAUGGUCCAGCUCUCACUUCCAUACAUCACUACUGGGAAAACCAUAGCUUUAACCAUACGGGACCUUUGUUGAUGGUAAAUUGAAACCCAGAUAGUGAGAAUAGAUGGGAGGCAUUGCAGUCAGGUGGAAGCAAUCUUUAAGUACAUUCUGAAGGAAACCAGAUCAUGUAGCGAGAACUACUAUGGUACAGCGGUUGGGAGACUGCAGCCAGGACCACAUAUCCUCAAGGACUGCUUUUCCCCAUAAGAACCGACUCAGACCCUGCGACCCUCAUCUGAGGCUCUUCUUUGUGUGCCCACGAGAGGUCCAGAGGCUGAAGGGCCUUUGGUGUGGUGGCCCCUUGUUUGUGGGAUGCUCUCCCCAGGGAGGCUCUUCUGGCACCUUCAUGACAUAUUUUUAACCCAAAAAACCCCAUUCCCCUUCAACUAAGCCUUGCCCUGGUUAAUAUUCCACGUCCUUUUAAAUGUGAUUAUGAAGGUUGUGUUUUUGUUUUGUAUUGAUCUUGUCUUAACUAUUUUCAUUUGUGCUCCUACCUUCAUAUUUUUAUCCAGUGAACCGCCCUGAGAUCUUAGGGCAAAGGACAAAUUUGAUUUAAAAAAUAAAAUUUAUUCGUCUGUUUUAGUUGCACCAGACCCAGAGAGGCGGCAGGGAGCAGGGCCGGAUUUCGGUUUGAUGAGGCCCUAAGCUUCUGAAGGUAAUGGGGCCCUUUAUAUGUCCAGCUGUCCUUUGUCAACAACUGUUGCUGUUUUUUGUGUUGAAUAUAUGCUAUAAAUAUGGUUAUUUAUGGACCUCAUAGGUAUCUCAAGCCAUUUGCACAUAACGAUUACCCAACACAACACACUGUUGCUGUACGUAGGUUUUAUUUUAUUUCUUUUUUAUCUUACAUUUUGGAAAUGUACAUCCAGUUUUUCCCCACCCAUUAAUUUUUUUGGGGGGUCCCCAGGACAGGGGGCCUAAGCUAGAGCCUGUUUAGCUUAUACUGUACUGUACGUAAAUCCGGCACUGGCGCUGGGGAAGCGAAUGGCCGGCUGCGGGGUGUUUAGCCACGGAACCGGGGGCCGGACAGGAGGCCGCCCCGCCACCGCCCAGGGGCGGGCGGAGCAGAGCAGAGCGCGGGGCCGAGGGGACCCUCCGGCACCCUCGGGCCUCCUCGCAGGGAGCAGGCCGGAGGAGCGGCCUUCGCGCGGCGGGGAGGCCAUGGCUUUCCUGAGGCGGCCCCUCAUGGCGGCGGCCCUUUCCUUCCUGGCGCUCUUCGCCUCAGCGCGGGCCGAAGGAGGCGGCGUGGGCUGCGCCUCGGGGCUGUGGCCUCCGCGGCCUGCUGCCGGCUGGGAGUCCGAGGCCUCGGAGGCCUGCCCGGCGGAGCUCUCCCCUCACGAGGCGGCGACGGGGGGCUUGGUGGUGGCGUCGGUGGCGGCCUGGGCGUCGCCGUCCUUCCGCGGCCCGGGCAACUCGGACCCGCGGCCCAACCGGGAGCUGCCCAUCCUCUUGUGGUGGAGCGGCGGCCUGUUCCCGCACUUCCCGGGCUCCACGGCGCGGCUGGAGUGCGGCGGCGGCUCGUGCCUGGCCACCAAGGACCGCCGGGUGAGGCUCCGCCGCCGGACGCGGGCGCUGCUCUUCUACGGGACGGACUUCCGCGCCUACGAGGCGCCGCUGCCUCGCCCGGCGCACCAGGCCUGGGCGCUGCUCCACGAGGAGUCGCCCAUGAACAACUACCUGCUCUCGCACGGCGCCGGCGCCCGGCUCUUCAACUACACCGCCACCUUCCGCCGAGAGUCCGGCUACCCGCUCAGCCUGCAGUGGCUGCCCGACCUCGCCUACCUGCGCAGGCCGCCGGCGCUCGGCCUGGCCGAGAAGGAGCGCGCCCGGCGGAGGGAAGGCCUGGCCGCCGUCCUCUACAUCCAGUCCCACUGCGACGUCCCCUCCGACCGGGACAGGUACGUCCGGGAGCUCGCCAAGCACCUCCAGGUGGACUCUUACGGUGCAUGCCUGAACAACCGAGAGCUUCCCAGCACGAGGCUGAAGGACACUUCUACAGCCACCACAGAGGACUCUGAAUUCAUGGCUCUAAUAGCCAAGUACAAGUUCCACCUGGCGAUGGAGAAUGCCAUCUGCCGCGACUACAUGACGGAGAAGCUUUGGCGGCCGAUGCACGUCGGAGCAGUUCCUAUAUAUCGAGGCUCCCCAUCGGUACGUGACUGGAUGCCGGACAAUCAUUCCAUCAUCCUCAUUGAUGACUUUGGGAGCCCCAAAGAGCUAGCAGAAUACAUUGAUUUUCUGGACAGGAAUCCAGAGAAAUAUUUGGAAUACCUGAAGUACAAGAGUCCCGGCGGCAUUACGAACCGGUUCUUGGUGGAGAGCAUGGAGAGGCGGGAAUGGGGAGUGAACGAUAUGACCCGGCCUAAUUAUUUGAACGGGUUCGAGUGCUACGUCUGCGACAAGGUAAACGCCAGAAUGAAGGCGGAGGAGGAGCAUAGGAAGUCUCGUGGGAAAGUGCCGGCCCCUGAGCCUGAAAUCGCCCAGUUCUCACACAUGGGGUGCCCGCCACCAGCUCCCGGGUAUGGAAAUAUUGAAGACAUUCCUGAUGGAGACAGCUGGAAGGAAAUGUGGCUGCAGGAUUACUGGCAGAGCCUCGAUCAGGCUGAAGCCCUCACAGCCAUGAUUCACCACAACGAGUCGCAUCAGGGGAGAUUCUGGGACUACAUGCACCAAAUCUUCAGGAAGAGAACGCAGCAAAACUAACCAGACUUGUUAUUCAAGCUUCUUCAGGGCUACAAGAUACAAACAGGACCCACAGAGUUACCAUCACCAAAAUUGCUGUUCCAGGACAACUUGAAAAUCAUCUUUUAUAUAUGGUCUUCUCAUUUUGGAGAUUACUUUUUUUUAAAAAAAUUCUUGCUUCCAAGAAAAGGCCACUUUUGAACCAGCUUUUGGUAUUGGUUCAUUUGCCACUGCUCCAAGAGUAGGGAGCCUCCCUGAUCUGUGGGGCAAAAAACAGUAGUCAGCAUUUCUGCUGCUUCAGCGUCUCUCAGAAAGUACUUUUUGGUGUGUGUGUGCCAAAUUCCUUAACACGGACUGUUGGGCUUACUCUAAAAGUCCUGAAUGGUUGCACUUCAGGGAUUCCUUCUAUUCAUAAGUAUUCUUCAACAUACAUUGGUUUCUUUACUAUUUUUGAUAUAUUUCAUUUGAUAUGAAAGAUAACAGAACAAGAGUUUACAUAAGCUUAGCUAUGCAGUAUACAAAUAACCACUUCUAUAUGGGCUGAAAUGUGUUAUGAACUGUGCACCUUAUUUUGUGCACUUCCUCAAUUUGUAGAGACUACACAGUUGCUCACUGUUCCCCAGUGAUGUGACGGGUGCGAGCCAGCAGUAAAUCACACUGAGCAAGCUGGAGUUAACUCUUUAUUGGCAAAAGCAGGAUUUGCUUAGGAGUAUCAGGCCUAGUGAGCAAAGCAACCCAUCUCCGGUAGAUCUUGCCCCAUGGAUCAGUUGCUGAAACUGAAAGUCCCCGCCUCCUCACAGCUGCCUCAGUGUUAGAAACUGAGAUAUAAAAGCUAGGAGCUAAAUGGCACCCCAAACCUAGGUUAUGGGCGCCAGAACAGAAUGUCUAGGCACGCUAUUUUUAUAACAAGACUGCAAAGAUGAAAAUGAAUGAAUUGCAGCUAACAUCUUACGUUCGUUUUUCACAUUGUCUAGUCCUCAUCUGAAGACGGCAAAAAACAAAGCCAUGCUUCUCCCGCCCACCCCCUUAAUUGUCGUAUGAGGGUCCCUCAAAAUGCUGCUUUUCUGUAAGGCCAGCUGAGAAGCAGAACCUAUCAGCUUGCCUGACACUGCAAUGAUUUCUUGGAAGUUGGGCAGGCAGGAAUUUCUCCUCCCAUGCCCUCGGCGCCAGCAGUGGCAGUUUUGAUCUGAAAUCUUGGGUGCAGUACUGCGCCCAGAGCUCAGAAAUUGCUUGCACUAAUGAAAUUCCCAGUUGCAAAAUGUGCCUAGAACAAUGGGAGUUUUGAACGCUGAGCUGCCCAAGUCCCCUCCUUUUCAGCCCCCCUCCCCCCAAGCAGUCGGACUGCCUGCGUGAAGCCAGUUUCUUUGUCCUUUUCAUGCCUCCUGGUUCUGGGAGACCGGCGGGAAAGGAGCUUGUUGCAGCAGGAGGGGCCAAGAAACUACUGAGAAUACAGUGCCACAUUAAAUUGUUGCAUACAAGAAGAAAAAAGUGGGUUAAUUCAGUUCUCACGUACUUGUCUGUAGAGCAGGUGGGUUAGUUCAGUUGAGCUCGCAUAGGAGAGAAACUUCAACCAUAUUGAGUAAAAAAGACCCAUUCCUGAUGAACCAUUAGUGACUCUGUUAAUAUGCCAUGUGUUCUAACAAUACAAUGUCCCUUACUUUCGCUAACUACACCUCCUAGGAAGGAACAAAAUAAAAAAUAGAUUCCUUCCAGUAGCACCUUAGAGACUAAGGUCAUUGGUAUGAACUUUUGUGUGCAUGCACACUUCUUCAGAUACACUGAAACAGAAGUCACCAGACCCUUAUAUAUAGUGAGAGGGUGGGGAGGGGUAUUACUCAGAAGGGUGAUGGGAAUGGUUGAUUGGCUGAUAGGUGUGGUAAACCUGUGGAUGACUGUUAAUGGCUCCAAUUGGUCUUACAGGGGAAAAAGCAAGGGGUGAGAUGGCUAAAGAUAGCUUAAUCAUGUAUAAUGAAAUAACAAUCCAAUGUCUUUAUUCAGACCAGGUCUCUCCAUGGUUUUAAGUUUGGUAAUAGGUUGCAGUUCAGCAACUUCUCUUUCCAGUCUAUUUCUGAAAUUCUUUUGUAAUAAGACAGCUACUUUGAGAUCUUGUAUAGAAUGUCCUGGGAGAUUGAAGUGUUCUACUGGUUUCUCUGUCUUGUGAUUCCUGAUGUCAGAUUUAUGUCCAUUUAUCCUUUGGCACUCAGGAAAUCAGCCCUGAGUGCUCACUGGAAGGACAGAUCCUGAAGCUGAGGCUCCAAUACUUUGGCCACCUCAUGAGAAGAGAAGACUCCCUGGAAAAGACCCUGAUGUUGGGAAAGAUGGAGGGCACAAGGAGAAGGGGACGACAGAGGAUGAGAUGGUGGGACAGUGUUCUCGAAGCUACCAACAUGAGUUUGACCAAACUGCGGGAGGCAGUGGAAGACAGGAGUGCCUGGCGUGCUCUGGUCCAUGGGGUCACGAAGAGUCGGACACGACUAAACGACUAAACAACAACAACAACAAUCCUUUGACAUUGGGAUGCGGGUGGUGCUGUGGGUUAAACUACUGAGCCUAGGGCUUGCCGAUCAGAAGGUUGGUGGUUUGAAUCCCCGCGACAAGGUGAGCUCCCGUUGCUCGGUCCCAGCUCCUGCCAACCUAGCAGUUCGAAAGCACAUCAAAGUGCAAGUAGAUAAAUAGGUACCACUACAGCGGGAAGGUAAAUGGCGUUUCCGUGUGCUGCUCUGGUUUGCCAGAAGUGGCUUUGUCAUGCUGGCCACAUGACCUGGAAGCUGUACGCCAGCUCCCUCGGCCAAUAACAUGAGAUGAGCGCCACAACCCCAGUCGGUCACAACUGGACCUAAUGGUCAUGGGUCCCUUUACCUUUUUAUCCUUUGGCGUAGGGCUUGGCCUGUUUGUCCAAUAUAGAGAGCUGAAGGGCACUGUUGGCAUUUGAUGGCAUACACAAUGUUAGAAGAUGAGCAAUUAAAUAGUCCUGAGAUGGUAUGUUUGAUGUUGUUGGGGCCAGUAAUGGUGUCUUGGUUUUUGUGGCAGCAAAGUUGGCAUCUGGGUUUAUUGCAGGCUCUGGUACCAGUGUCCAUGUUAAGUCUGGUGGUGGUAUUAUUGUGAGUGAGGAGUUGUUUAAGAUUGGGUGGCUGUCUGUAGGCAAUGAAAGGUCUUCCUCCCAGAGCUUGAGAAAGAGAACUGUCAUUGUCUGGAGAGGUUGUAGAUCUCUGAUGAUGCGUUGUACUGUUUUAACUUGGGAGCUGUAGUAAUCACUAUAUAUAAGGGUCUGGUGACUUCUGUUUCAGUGUAUCUGAAGAAGUGUGCAUGCACACGAAAGCUUAUACCCAGAACAAACUUAGUUGGUCUCUAAGGUGCUACUGGAAGGAAUUUUUUUUCUUUUGUUUUGCAACUAGUUUAAACCAAGUCUGUUCUUCCUUUACCCAUAAAGCUCACGCUGUGUGCAAACGUAGCUCUUCAGUAAGACUCAUACAAACGUGAUAUUUAUUCUUUAUCCAGAUACUUGGGCUCCAGCACAAUUUUCUGUCUCCAGGUAGUAGAGAACAGGUGCGGUAUGUCAUAGGUAUGACUAGUCACCUGCUGGAGAGAAGUCAUAGGGGUGCUUGUGGCACAGUGAGCCCCUGGCCUUCAGCGAACAGCUUCAUUCCCUGGAGACCAAGGUGGCUGGCUGACCUGUCCUAGCUGGCUCCCAGGCCCUCCCCCUGUGGAAUGCCAUCCCAUCAGAUGCCAAAGAGAUGAGUAACUAUAUAACCUUUAGAGGUCACCUGAAGGCAGCCCCGAAUAGGGAAUAUGUUAAUUUUUUAUUAUGUUUUUAUAUAUGUUGGAAGCCCCCCAGAGUGGCUGGGGCAUCCAGUCUAAUGGUGUGUGUGUGUGUUACAAAUAAUAAAUUGUUAUUGCUCUGAAAGGAUACCCUGAAUAAUCCAAAGGGGGAAAUGAUGGCGAUUGUUCAAUACCAUAGGGCGGGUUUCCACUGCCGCCGCCCCCCCCCCAGCGAAUCAGCAAAAGCAUUUCUUUUUCUGAACAUAAAAUCAUGCUCAGUGCACAUUUUUGUUAUCGCAGUCUAAUGCAAAUUGAGUGACUGUGGUACUUGCCAUGCAUGUUGAUGGUCUGAAGAGCCACCUCUCUUCUCCGCAUCAAGGUAUCCUCACCUUAGCUAGGCCACCCUUUUGGGUUUAACCCUGGAAUCCCCCCCCCUCCCAAAGUAUCCUGUGCAGCAGGUCACUGCUGUUUCCUAACCAAGAAUUCUGCACCACAACAUACCUGUACAGUGGUGCCUCGCUUAACGAAUGCCCUGCUUAACGAAAUUUCCGCUUAACGAAAGGAUUUUUCGAGCGGAGCUUGCCUCGCUAGACGAAUGCGUUUUACGAAAAAUUCGUCUAGCGAAUCGCGGUUUCCCAUAGGAAUGCAAUGAAAUUCAAUUAAUGCGUUCCUAUGGGCAAAAAAAAAUCCAAAAAAAAAUCAAUGCAUUCCUAUGGGAUUCGCUAGACGAA